This is a messenger RNA of Penicillium brevicompactum, 1590 nucleotides long. RefSeq names its product M81 family metallopeptidase. The record is from RefSeq and is a predicted model, not a curated record. NCBI's taxonomy places the organism in Eukaryota, Fungi, Ascomycota, Eurotiomycetes, Eurotiales, Aspergillaceae. Bases 1 to 1590 code for a protein of 529 amino acids. The transcript has a single exon.
AUGACGAUCAAACGGAUACCCCCGCGUCCUGUCAUCGCGAUUGCUGGUCUUGCUUGUGAAACCUCGGGCUUCUCUCCAGCUCGCACAACCAGUCGCGACUUCCAUCCGCGGCGUGGGCAAGAGAUCAUUCAGAAAUACAAGUUUCUACACCAAGGCACUCCAUUGGCAGAUGCAGCGUCGUGGAAAGGCACACUCAUAGGCCAUGCGCUCCCAGGAGGAAUUGUUUUGCGGGAUGAUUUCGAAGACCUGGCCAACGAGAUAAUAGCCCGGUUGGAGGAGAUAGUUACUUCUACGCCCCUCGACGGACUAUGGUUUGACAUUCAUGGAGCGAUGUGUGUGGAGGGGCUGGAUGAUUCUGAAGCAGAGCUACUUCGCCGAAUUCGAAUGGUCGUUGGCCCAGAUGUUUUGGUUUCAUCGUCGAUGGACCUCCAUGGAAAUGUCUCCAGAAAUCUGGCUCAUGGGACUGACUUGAUAACCUGCUACCGCAUGGCGCCACACGAAGAUGCCAUGGAAACAAAAGAGCGGGCUUGUCAAAACCUAGUCGAUGUUUUGACGGCUCCUUCACGCACAGGAAGACCGACCAGACCUUUGAAGGCAUGGGUGCCAAUUCCCAUUUUGCUACCUGGAGAGCAGACUUCAACACGUAUGGAACCAGCGAAGAGUUUGUACGCCAAUGUUCCAGCUGUUACUGCUCUUCGGGAGGUUCUUGAUGCGGCAAUUUGGGUGGGAUACGCAUGGGCAGACGAGCCUCGUAACCAUGCGGUGGUGAUGGUCACUGGGUGGAACGAGACUACAAUCACUGAACAGGCAAAAAGACUUGCUUUGAAGUUUUGGGAAUCCCGCGAGGAUUUCCAUUUCGUGGCGCCAACCGGUUCCCUAAGUGAAUGUCUUGAUUCAGCGAUCUCAUCCACCAAGAGACCAUUCUUCAUCUCUGAUUCGGGAGAUAACCCCACCGCAGGGGGCUCUGGAGAUGUUACGUCCAGCUUAAUUGAGCUGUUAGAGUGGACAGAAUUACAGCAUGAAACAGGCCCAUCGGUGAUAUAUGCCAGCAUUCCAGGACCUGAUGCCAUCAGUACCAUAGUCCAAGCUGGUGUCGGGGCUAUGGUGACGAUUACCGCCGGUGCGCAAGUGGACAACAUGCACUCCGGACCAGUGACAAUGACUGGCCUUGUAUUCUCAAUCAAACACGGGGAUAUCAACGCGGAGGUUGAAGCAGCUUUACAGAUUGGAAGGCUUUUUGUCAUCCUGACAAAGCUACGAAAGCCAUACCACCACGAGAGCGAUUUCACUGAUCUCCAACUACGUCCACGGGAAAGUGACAUAGUGAUUGUGAAAAUCGGAUACCUCGAGCCAGAACUCUUUGACAUGGCUGCUGACUGGAUGCUCGCAUUAACACCCGGAGGAGUAGACCAAGAUCUACCACGCCUAGGCCACCAUCGGAUUCACCGUCCGAUGUGGCCCUUCGACAAAUCGUUCCCUUCGUCACCAGAGCUUCUACCAGAGAUUAUUCCGUCCUCCGAUGAGCCACUAAAAGUUUCAAUGAGUAAUGUAUGGGCUGCACACUGUUUGUCAAAUGUCAUGGAUGUUUAA